CUCAAAUCAUUUGUUAAAAGUUACGAUACGUCACGCCACUUUAACUAUAAUUCUCAUACCUCCUCAACUGAGACUAAUCUCGCUCAAAGUGUCGGAGAUAAAAGUCGAAUGUCGCAAACUGGCGAAUCGUCGUGUGAUGAUGGAAGAUCGGCAACAUUCCGAGCAUUCCUUUGUUUAUGCGUUCAUGUUCACAAUAUUUCAAUAAUGUUAAGUACCUAUUAGUGCUGCCCCCCUUUUGGAAGAAGACUUGUAAUUGUAGUGUGUAUCUAUCGGGGCCGGAAAGUGUAUGAAUGGCUUUCAUGAGGAUUUGUCUGUGUUGUGCUGUGCGUGAAAGACUGGCAGGCUAUUAGCUAAUGUCAGAGGCAACGGGAAGACAGGUUGAGGUUGUGAACGCGUUACAGUGGAACAAAUUACCUGUCUAAUUAUCAGACGCCGCACCAGUGAGUGAAGCAUUCGGUGAAGCGGUCAGAGAAGAAACCAAAGCAAUCCAGUGGCAAGCGAAAAAGGAAAUAGUGAAUGAGGGCACCACAGAGGCUAGGCCGACCCUGCAAAAUAAACAAUUGCCCUAUGACUCACUAUGGUUAGUGUUGUCAUCGUCCUCAGCCCUAUACAAAAGGAAGAUUCGCACUGAUAAUACUUGAAGCUUCUACCGGCCAAAAUGGAGUCCUUUGUUCAUCAGAUGAGUGGUCUGCAACUGAAGGAUGAUGGUGGAACUGUUUGUCCAACGUCAAAUCUUCAUCUGCCAGAAUCUGGGUAUGGGUGCAUUAUUCAACGCACUGUUGACCAGCAAGGCCGAUCUCUGUCCAGCAGUUCUGUACCAACUUCUGAUUCUGGAAUUGGAUUAGUAAAUCAUCUUACGUCUUCUCGGUCACUUCCCGCUGGGACACCGGUUAGUUCUCUGUCUGGUGAAGCUUAUCGCAAGCAUGAUGCACGUAAGCAUGUUGGAGCCAUUGAAAGCUUUGCAAUAGAAAAUUGCUCUCAUGCUCCUCAACCCCAGACUGAUUACAAAUUAUAUGAACGUGGAAAUAUAAUUGCCGCUUCAAAAUAUGCCAAACCCACCCCAAAAAUGAUGGAAUCAGCACCAUUAUCCAAUAAAAUGACUGAUAAGCUUCCCUUAGGUCAACCACCUUACAGACCUGGAAGUUUGUCUGACUCAAGCAAAUAUUAUGUGGGCACAGGAGGUAGUCCUACGCACAGCAUUAGCUUGAGUGUUUCAAGUAAAGAUUCUGUCCAGUCGAAUAGUCCAAGAGCUAGCAUAGCUGGUGGAGUUUACGAGAGUGUUAGUGGAAAAGGAAGUAUGAGCAUUGCUUGCCCUGUGUAUGAAAAUCUGGAUCUCUACACCAACAAAUCUUCUUCCUCGCACUACUAUCAGCAUCAGACAAGUGACAGCAACAGCGGAGGCUUGCCAACUUAUGAGUCAGGUUACCAUAAAGCACAGCCACAAGUUCCUGCUGGGGUCAAGUACAACCCACCGAACAAGUACCCUCCUUAUGAAGCCCCACCUGUUUACGAAAACAUCCAAAACUUCCAUCAUCAUCCUCAAGGUUCAACGGCUCAAUCGACCAAUUAUUCUCCCAGCAGAGCUGCACCUCAAGUUGCUUCACCACCACAUUUUGAAGGAAGACAGGUAGCAUUGCCCCUUGUAUCUCCAAGUGCACAAUCGCACCAUUCUGGGUACUAUCCCUCUUCAGUUUCGUCUAAGACUGUAUCCUCACAACCUCCAAUAAACUAUGCUAACAAUAACAGCAAUUCUGGAGUUUUACCACCUCCACCUCCAUACAACAAUGGAGCGGCUCAAUCUUAUUUGAAUUCGUCAAUGUCAAAUGGAUAUGGAUCUCCUCGGCAUCAGAAUCACAUGUAUUCACCAGUUUCAUCUCGUUUGGUACCUGGUUCUGUUGGUGCUACUGGAACAGUUUCCACCCUGAGUGGUAGUGGUGAUUAUGUUGUCAUGUCGGGUGUAGCUAAUGCAAUUAGUUAUCAAAGAGCUGCAACGUCUGGAGUGGCCAGUGUCCCCAGUCUGAAUGAUCCUCCACAAAGAGGUGAAGGUAGCAGUAGCACUGGCAGCAGUCCAUGCCCCAGCCCACUUGCACUCCAAUCACAGCCACCUCCCCUGCCGUCACAGCCACCACCACCCCACCAUAACUUGCCUCCAUCACAUGCACAAUCGCUAAGUAAAGUGAAACCGAUUGCAGGUUGUGGAAAAAAUCUCCUCCCAUACAAUGUGACUCCACCCCGACCCAUGGGCCCCACAGAAGCUGAGCGUAAAAUUGAAGAAUUGACAAGGCAACUGGAGGAAGAAAUGGAGAAGCAGGAAGAAGAAGGGGAGUACUUUGGCAUAUGCCACACUUGUGGAGAGAAAGUGACUGGUGCAGGACAAGCAUGUCAAGCCAUGGGAAACUUAUACCAUACCAACUGCUUCAUUUGUUGCUCUUGUGGUCGAGCACUCCGUGGAAAAGCAUUUUACAAUGUUCAUGGACGUGUAUAUUGUGAGGAGGACUAUAUGUACUCUGGAUUCCAACAAACAGCUGAGAAAUGUGCAAUUUGUGGUCAUCUUAUCAUGGAAAUGAUCCUGCAAGCCAUGGGUAAAUCCUACCACCCAGGAUGCUUUCGUUGUUGCAUUUGCAAUGAAUGUUUGGAUGGAGUUCCCUUUACAGUUGAUGUCGACAACAAAAUAUACUGUGUCAAUGACUAUCACAGAAUGUUUGCACCAAAGUGUGCGUCAUGUGGCAAAGGAAUAACUCCUGUAGAGGGCACUGAAGAGACUGUUCGUGUGGUAUCCAUGGAUAAGGACUUCCAUGUUGAUUGUUACAUUUGUGAGGAUUGUGGUCUCCAGUUAACUGAUGAACCAGAUCAGCGGUGCUAUCCGCUUGACGGGCGUUUAAUGUGUCGGUCUUGUCACAUUCAGCGUCUUAAUCACCUUCCUCGCCAGUUCCAAGUGACUGGUGCGCCUGCCAGUUAUCAAUACCUAGGUUGAAGAAAAGUACUUGAAGUGGAGAAAACAAUGCCUGGUGCCUAGCAAAAGCUUUACCUAUGUUUAAUCUAUAGUGCAAUUGGAUAGGAUUGCGGCCAUUCAAUUCAAAUGCAUUCUUUAAACCAGUUGUGAUAAUUUUACUUUGAUUUUAACAGAUACUUUUUCAUAUGCUUUUACUACUUUCCUUUUUUUUCUCCUCUUUUAUUCUUGGGACCUGAGUUGUUUGUUUUGCUAUGCAAUAGCAGAGCAACCACCAUUUUAAACAUUGUGAUGGGCUAGUAGACGUCCUUUUAAUUAGGUAUGGAUUCCCUACUUGUUUCUUUCAUGUUUUAAAAAAAAAUAUGUGUCUUUGAGCUUGAGCUGUUAUUUACUUCUUACUUUGCAUGUUAUGCCCUGUUAAGUUAUAAGUUAACUUCACAUGGCUUCUGUCUUAAAUUAUGUUAUGUUAUACUGAGGGAGUUAGAUGUCUAUUAUUUAUGAAUAAUAUUCAUGAAAUGGGCUGUUUCUGCAUUUGUAUUCUUUUAAAGCAGGAAAGUUCUUUACUUUAGGUAGGUAAUACCUACUGAUAGCACAAUUUUAAGAGUCAUUCUUAUAUGUAGAAAAAAUACUUUGGUGCUUAAAUAUAGUGCCAACUUGUUUUAACCCCCUGUUAUUGUUUUUUUUUUUUUUUAACCUUUACCUCAUUGACUUGCGCCUAAGAUUAUUCUCAUUGUGAUUUAUAACUCAGGUUAAAUCUCUUGUAAUAACUAGCUAGCUUCAUGGCAUAUCUAACCUGAUGGAUCUUUAAUAAAUUUGAAACAUUCAAUGCACUGUUUAACUUUUGUUCAAAAAGUUACUGUAACUCUCUAUUGACUUUUCUAUCAGGUCUGUGAUCUGUACACCCUUUUUUGUUUUAUUAUUAUAAGUGAAAAAACAUGGUCAAUCGUUUUUCUGGAUGAACUUAGUAAAUUAUGGAACAGCCUCUAGAGCCUGAGGUGAUUAUACUGGGAUUUUUGUGGUUGCUUCACCUUUCUGGUAUAAAAUAUCUGUAUUGCUGUCUGUCUAUAAUAUUUGUAUGUUAGGUAAGUUAAAUUAUUUACUUCUAUUUGAUACUUCUUUAUCUCAAUGUUCCUUGUAAAUUUUAAAAAAAUUUCCUUCUGACAUGGAAAAAAAAAGAAUUUCAGGAUCAGUUGCUUUACUGCACAGUUUUAAGUGGCUUGUUGCAUAUUAUGCGGUUGCUCAUGAUGUGCUCAAUUGGUGAAUGUUCGAAUGUAUGUUUGUUCUCGUCAUUUACCUUCUGCAGGAAAUGUAAUUUAAGCGUUUAUUGUGGCAUUUUGAAGUCAUAAAGCUACUAUUCCUGUAUGUGAAUGAAUUUAUAAUAAUUGACUGUCUGCUUCUUUCUUGAUGAGUAUGUCUGAUUUGUGCUCACCAUGACGAGAGGUGUUCUUAUAAUUGGCUGCUAAUAAGGUGUCCAGCAGAAUCCUGUAACCGUGGUAAAAAUGAACUAAUGAAAUCCUUAAAAAGCAUCUGCGCAUACCUAGAAGUGGUCUGAAUGAAAAGCCAGGUGGAGGGGUAAUGCAAUGACUGUUUUAGGACUUGUUUUGUUCUUUUUUACUUCAACUUCAGGAUUCAGUGGAAUAUCUUAUCUUGUUCCUGCAUGUAGCUGGUUCUGCAUUUAUGUUUUAACAACGAAGAUGUAUGAAUGUGGAAUCUACAAUGACGUUCAAGAAAAUUCAUUCAACGCCAUUAAGCUGGCCAUGUAUGUUAACAUCAAUUUUCAGAUUUGUUUACCAAUUACGAUUAACUUAGUAUUCCCCUCCAUCUAGGGUUCACACAUUACAAGCAUUUAGGCUCUUUAUGAUGCUUGACCAUGCUCGAUAGCUAUAUGUACUCUGUAACUUUCAUUUGUUGAAGACUAUCCAAACCCUCCCAAUAGUGUUUCUGAUGAUUAACAAUUGCAGUUAUCCCCUCAAAUAAUGAUAACUUUUUUUUUUCUUAAUAUCUGGAUAUGCUGUUUUGUAUCAGUGAAAAGAUCACCUUUGUUCCUAUCAUUCUGUGAAUACUUUUCAGCCUAUCAUUUGUGGAAGACUGAUCUCAAUCCAAGCAAGCAAGAUAACACACCCAAUGGCUUUCUUGUUUAGGGAAGCUGCAUAAUGUAUCUUUACAUUCCUUUUAUAUGUGCAUUUGUAAUUUUAUACUAUUUAUACAUACAAUUUACAGUCACUCCAUUGUUAUAUAUUACUUUGUGAUAAGGUUGCUUUCUGAACCACAAGUCAAACUACUUGUCCAUUCAGAUGUAUUUAUCUAUGUGGUGCAGGAAGCAGGAUUAUCCUAACAGCUUUAAGUAGGAUUCUGUUCACAAUCUUAGUGAAUUCAAUGUCUGUACCCGGUAUUAUGUGUCAUAAUUGGGCUCAAACAUUAAAUGUUACAAACUAUGCAA
Thrips palmi is the source of this 5390-nucleotide messenger RNA. RefSeq names its product LIM domain-containing protein jub (gene jub). Gene Ontology annotation, cellular component: nucleus; P-body; adherens junction. The coding region runs from base 659 to 2974 and encodes 771 amino acids. The record is from RefSeq and is a predicted model, not a curated record. The transcript is spliced from 8 exons. Gene Ontology annotation, biological process: negative regulation of hippo signaling; cytoskeleton organization; response to hypoxia. Gene Ontology annotation, molecular function: transcription corepressor activity. NCBI's taxonomy places the organism in Eukaryota, Metazoa, Arthropoda, Insecta, Thysanoptera, Thripidae.